CUCGGCUCUCCCCGUGCCACACUGGGAUCCGCCUGGCAGCCACCGGGAGCCGCAGCCAAUGUGUUAGGACUUCAGGUGCUUCUUGGCACAAAGCUAGACUGCGACCUCCUACCGUAGCGCUUGGCGUCACCUGCUCUCCCGGCCCUGCCCCGGGGCCGAGGGACUGCGUCCCGAACCAGGCUUGGGAAUCGGCUGCCUCUCAAAUCAACCUCUAGUCUUGCUUUGAAAAAGCCAUUUUGUGUAACUCUUGACUGAAUGAUUUCCCAAUACACCUGUUGGGAGGAUCACUAACAGAGUAUGCCAUUUGAGAGGUACUUUUUCUUGACCACCUACUGGUGAUUAGAGAAGAGAGGUGUUUUGUCUUUCUGGUUUUUUUUUCCCCUGAUCAUUAUGAACACUGGCUUUACACCCCUGAAGUAAAAAUGUUGAAAACCGAGUCUUCAGGUGAACGAACCACUCUCAGAAGUGCCUCUCCUCACAGGAAUGCAUAUAGAACUGAAUUCCAGGCACUGAAAAGUACCUUUGACAAACCCAAGUCAGAUGGGGAACAAAAAUCAAAAGAAGGUGAGGGCUCCCAGCAGAGCAGGGGGAGGAAAUAUGGCUCCAAUGUCAACAGAAUUAAAAAUCUAUUUAUGCAGAUGGGUAUGGAACCCAAUGAGAAUGCUGCAGUCAUUGCCAAAACAAGGGGGAAAGGUCGACCUUCAUCCCCUCAGAGAAGAAUGAGGCCCAAAGAAUUUCUGGAGAAAACAGAUGGCUCGGUUGUUAAAUUGGAGUCCUCUGUUUCAGAACGAAUUAGUAGAUUUGACACAAUGUACGAUGGUCCUUCCUAUUCGAAGUUCACAGAGACGCGGAAGAUGUUUGAGAGAAGUGUGCAUGAGUCAGGACAAAACAACCGCUAUUCCCCAAAGAAAGAGAAAGCCGGAGGGAGUGAGCUUCAGGAUGAGUGGGGUGGUACCAAGUCCAACAGAGGCAGUACCGAUUCCUUAGACAGCCUUAGCUCCCGGACCGAGGCUGUCUCCCCGACUGUGAGUCAACUGAGUGCAGUAUUUGAGAACACCGACUCCCCCGGUGCCAUCGUUUCAGAGAAGACUGAGAACAAGGAAUACUCAGUGACUGGGCAUUAUCCCCUGAAUUUACCAUCGGUUACUGUUACGAAUCUUGACACCUUUGGUCACCUUAAGGAUUCUAACGCUUGGUCUCCUCCAAUCAAACACAAUGAUGAUACUGAGGAUGCUCAGAGGAGUAAUACAACUCCAGUACCAGAAGUGGCUUCGAAAAGUGUAUCUGUAGUUUCUGUGCCUAGUGAAGAAACACAGCUGAGCAAGGAAGCCGAGGGCUUCACAUGUAACCAAGAGACUCCUGACAGAAUUGACAAAGACAUCCCUGAAAAUAAGACAAUGCCAGAGUCUGAUAUUCCGUCACCACAAAAUGAUCCUUUAGAAGAUGCUGAAGCUAAUUUGGUUGGACGUGAGGCAGCAAUGCAACAGAAGGAAGAGCUUGCAGGUGGUGAUUUUAUCUCUACUGCUGCUUCUGGAGCCAGUUGUGGAAAGGAAGUACCCGAAGAUUCAAGUAAUUUUGAGAGUUCCCAUGUUUACAUGCAGAGUGACUAUAAUGUAUAUAGGGUCAGAUCCAGGUAUAAUUCAGACUGGGGAGAGACAGGCACUGAACAGGAUGAGCAGGAAGAUAGUGAUGAAAACAAUUACUAUCAACCGGAUAUGGAAUACUCAGAAAUUGUUGGAUUGCCAGAGGAAGAAGACAUCCCAGCAAAUAGGAAAAUUAAGUUUAGUAGUGCUCCAAUUAAGGUUUUCAACACAUAUUCCAAUGAAGACUAUGACAGGAGAAAUGAUGAAGUUGACCCCGUGGCUGCUUCAGCUGAGUAUGAACUUGAAAAGCGUGUGGAAAAGUUGGAACUUUUCCCAGUAGAGCUGGAGAAGGAUGAGGAUGGACUUGGUAUAAGUAUUAUUGGAAUGGGUGUUGGAGCAGAUGCUGGACUUGAAAAGCUGGGAAUUUUUGUCAAGACAGUUACAGAAGGUGGUGCUGCUCAGCGGGAUGGCAGAAUACAAGUCAAUGAUCAGAUUGUGGAAGUGGAUGGAAUCAGCUUGGUGGGUGUCACACAGAAUUUUGCUGCAACAGUUCUCCGAAACACCAAGGGCACAGUCAGAUUUGUCAUUGGACGAGAAAAACCAGGACAAGUCAGUGAAGUUGCCCAGUUAAUAAGCCAGACACUGGAACAAGAAAGACGCCAGAGAGAGUUGCUGGAGCAACACUAUGCCCAGUACGACGCAGAUGAUGACGAGGUAACCAUGGAGGAUUUCAGUAAGCCCCUCAGACAGUCAGCACUGUCCCACGAAAUUCUAGGGAACACUGUGGCUGAAUUGCAAGGAGUGUCUGGCAACUGCAAUAAUAAUAACAACUAUUUCAUUAAGACAGGAGAAUAUGCCACAGAUGAAGAGGAGGAUGAGGUAGGACCUGUUCUUCCUGGCAGUGACAUUGCCAUUGAAGUCUUCGAGCUGCCUGAGAACGAAGACAUGUUUUCCCCCUCAGACCUGGACACAAGCAAGCUCAGUCACAAAUUCAAAGAGUUGCAAAUCAAACACGCAGUUACAGAAGCAGAGAUUCAAAAAUUGAAGACCAAGCUGCAAGCAGCUGAAAAUGAGAAGGUGAGGUGGGAACUAGAAAAAACCCAACUCCAACAGAAUAUAGAAGAGAAUAAAGAAAGAAUGUUGAAGUUGGAGAGCUACUGGAUUGAGGCUCAAACGUUAUGCCACACGGUGAAUGAACACCUCAAAGAGACGCAAAGCCAAUAUCAGGCCUUGGAGAAGAAGUACAACAAGGCAAAGAAACUGAUCAAAGAUUUUCAACAAAAAGAACUUGAUUUCAUCAAAAGACAGGAAGCAGAAAGAAAGAAAAUAGAAGAUUUGGAAAAAGCUCAUCUUGUAGAAGUUCAAGGCCUGCAAGUGCGGAUUAGAGAUUUGGAAACUGAGGUGUUCAGGCUUCUGAAGCAGAAUGGGACUCAAGUUAACAAUAACAAUAACAUCUUUGAGAGAAGAACAUCUCUUGGUGAAGUCUCUAAAGGAGAUACCAUGGAAAACUUGGAUGUCAAGCAAACAUCUUGUCAGGAUGGCCUAAGUCAAGAUUUGAAUGAAGCGGUUCCAGAGACAGAACGCCUAGAUUCAAAAGCACUGAAAACCCGAGCUCAACUCUCCGUGAAAAACAGACGUCAGAAGCCCUCUAGGACAAGACUGUAUGAUAGUGUCAGCUCAACAGAUGGAGAGGACAGUCUAGAACGAAAGCCUUCAGACAGUUUUUAUAACCACAUGCAUGUUACCAAAUCACUUCUGCCCAAGGGUUUGAGAACAUCUUCUCCAGAAUCAGAUUCUGGUGCUCCAUCCCUCACCCCAGUGGCUAGCAGUGUGCCCUUCUCACAUGACCUCGCCACUGAAUUUCAAGGAGGACCCCUGCACCCGGAAAGGGAGCCUUCCUCCUCUACGUUGGGAGAUACUUCACUCUCUUCUUCAAAAUCUGAUCAAGAAAUGGAAGAAUCUCCUUGCCACCAUCAAGCUACCACCAAGAAAAUAUUACAAGAAAAAGAUGGUGCCAAAGGUCCCAAAUCACCAAGGGCAUCCAGUUCAUUGGUGAUGCAAGGAGGAAAAAUUAAGCGGAAGUUUGUGGAUCUGGGGGCACCUUUGCGAAGGAAUUCCAACAAAGUAAAGAAAUGGAAAGAAAAAGAAGUCAAUAGAUUUUCUUCAGGUAACAGGGUCUUCAGAGGCAGGCUGGACCACUGGAAACCGAAGCCAACCUCCCCAACUCAGGCCUCCCUUCGCUCGCCUUGCAUGCCUUUCUCGUGGUUUAAUGAAAGUCGGAAAGGAUCCUAUUCUUUCAGGAACCUGCCUUCACCUCCAAGUUCCCUGCAGCCUUCUUCUGAGACUCUAAUUUCACAUAAAAAGGGGUCCAAGAAUUUUACCUUCAACGACGACUUCAGUCCCAGCAGUACCAGCUCAGCAGACCUGAGUGGCCUAGGAGCGGAACCCAAAACUCAAGGGCUCUCUCAGUCUUUAGCGCUGUCAUCAGAUGAGAUCCUUGAUGACGGACAGUCUCCCAAACACAGUCAGUGUCAGAAUCGGGCCGUUCAGGAGUGGAAUGUGCAGCAGGUUUCUCACUGGCUCAUGAGCCUAAACCUGGAGCAGUAUGUAUCUGAAUUCAGUGCCCAAAACAUCACUGGAGAGCAACUCCUGCAGUUGGAUGGAAAUAAACUUAAGGCUCUUGGAAUGACAUCCUCCCAAGACCGAGCAGUGGUCAAAAAGAAACUCAAGGAAAUGAAGGUGUCUCUGGAGAAGGCUAGGAAGGCUCAAGAGAAAAUGGAAAAGCAAAGAGAAAAGCUGAGGAGGAAGGAACAAGAGCAAAUGCAGAGGAAGUCCAAAAAGACAGAGAAGAUGUCAACUGCAGCGGAGGGUGCUGGUGAGCAGUAGCACGCGCCCUGACAGGGUGGGGAUGCCCCCGUCUCUACCUCCUCCUGCCCUGCUCUCCUCUGGAGCAUGAAGAAGAAACUGCUGACAGGGAUCGGGCAGAUUGGGGACCUGUGUGUCGAAUAACCGCAUUUUCUGCAAUAAUAGAAUACACUCUUAAUAUUCAUCUACUAAAGUAACCCCAGACCACCUUUGGUUUAUUAACAAACCAAGGCUCUCAUUUAUGAGAAAUGCAAAGUAGCUGUGUUUCUCUCUUCUCUUACUUACCAACAUCUUGUGUUGUGUUGGGUCAUGUCACUUGGAGAACCAGUUGACCCUGCCCAACAAGAGCAUGAUGCCCCCUGGUAUUGUUAGGGGAGCACUGUAAGUUUGCAGUAUGGGGUCCUGAACUGGGUGAGUGCACAUUUCUGCAUGACCUGGGGCACCACUCCGCCGUAGGAUCUGGGCUACAGAAUCAACUCCAGUGUGUGGCAAUGUCCCUCUCAUUUCCAUGUCUCGACUGUGAGUCAUUCCCAUGUGGAAAUGUGGGUGCUCUGCCACGUAAGUACCUGCUGUGGCAAAAGCAAAGUGUCCUGCUUGCUGGGCAUCAGUAAGAGAGGAAAGAAAUUAGAGUUAUUCGCUAACCCCAGAAGGAAGCAAAAGCCUUAAGAUUGUGCAUGUGGGUAAUAGCUUGGAGUUCUAAGGGUAACAUUUACCCUCCAGAUUCAGCCAAACAAAGAAAAAAAAUCACACAUCAAACAGCCGUGGGAUAUUGGGAUCUCUUGUUUCCUUUGUCACCACUGUAUGUUCAGUAUUUCAGCCGCACUGACACCCCACCUUCCCCCACCCCCCACCCCCAACAAAUUGAACAGGAAAUUGAUUUUUAAGGAAACCAACAUUUUCAGGUUUUUUCUCCUGGGGAACAUUCUGGCUGGUCUUCAGCCUGGUUAUGACACAAUCAGGAACUUGUCCCGUAUUUUCUACUCAAGAUUUCCCAAGUGGGCUCAGUUAGUGUUUUAACAAAUGUACUUUUAAGAAAAAUAGAAAUACCAGUUAAAGAAAAUUUAGAUUUGAGCAAUUUUAUUGAGCACACAGAAUGUUCCUGUAAAGGAGAGCUGUCAGUUACAUUUUGGAGAUAUUUUGAGUGGUUUUUCUGAGUCAUUCUCUUCCAUUCUUUGAAGAUUUCCACUUUACAGUUCAAUUUUGUUUAAGAUAGGGCAAAAAAUACAGCCUAACAGUAGAGGCAGUUAAUAUGUAUUUAAAGCCAGUAUUAAGGAUUUCAGUAUUUUCAUCAAACUAAUUCAAGUGCUAGUGACUAGGGCAGAAGGAGGAGAAAAUAAACUCAUCUUGAGAAACUUCAAAUGAUGGGGUUUUUUUUGCUGUUACUGUCUUGUUUUUUAUACUCAUUAUCUGGUUCUCUUUACUGCAUUGGCUCUAAAAAUGAGGUCAUCCAUUUUCCACAGGACGAGUUUCAAAGUAAGAGUUAAAGCCAGUUGAAGUCUUGGACAAGUGUUUCUUCCUUUACUUUACUCCAUGAGAGUCUCUAUUUGUUCCCAGCCCUGUUCACAUCUUCCACUGGAAAUCUUGUAUACACAGAGCUUAUGGGGGGAAGGUUUUAGAAGGUCAUGCUAUAAAGGGGCUCCUGCCCGUAUAGCUACAGCUCACAUUUUCAACAUUAUGAAUUGUUUUUUGCUUGUUUGAAUAUAUGAAAUCUGGAAUUAUCUCAACUAGAAGAUUUACACUCCUAUUCUUUCCCCAAUGCCUGUUUCCUUUUCAAUGCCAGCAUAUUGUCAGUUAAGCUUCAGUCCUUUGGUUACUUGCUACAAAUCAUUUAUCCAGUCUCAGAAACACUGGCAUAAAGUAACAUUGUGCUUUACAAUUGUCAAAGUCACUAUGUAUGUUUUCCUGUGUAUCUUCAUUUGGGUUAUAAUAAUGAAACUGCCAUACUGGAUACUCAAUAUUUUGAGAUGUGUGGUGCUUUGCUAUUUAUUACUAUCACGAGAAACAAGGAACCACUACUAAUGAACUAUAAAAUUCAGCAAAUCUUUUCUAAUGUUAAAAGACUAAAUUAUUCGAAAUCUGAUAAUAUUAAUGCUUGCUUGCUAUUGUAAAUUUUUGCCAUUUUUGCUUAUCUUUGGGGGAAAAGGAUCUGGAUCACACUGGAAAUUUCUCCGUAUUCAUUUUAAGAGUGGAAAUAGAUAUAGAAGGAUGAUUACCUUAAGUUAUGUUUACACUUUGGUAAUGUUUGAAAAUGGAUGUAUAUACUGGAAAUGUCUGUAAGUCUCCCAUCUCUCUGCACAUAAUUUAUGAUCUAUCAUAUUGCAUUUUCUUAAGUGUCUUAGAAGUAUUGUUUAUUUUAUCUUUGUGUGCUUCCAAUAUUUAGAUCAAUGACUGACUGACAAUACUAUAAAUCAAACUCUUAUUCCUCAAAUUAUUUAGUUUGUAUUUUAACUGUUUUGAUUCAGUUAAAUUAUAGUAAUUUUACAUCUUAAUGAGUUAUUUUAACAUUUAUUAUUUAAAACUGCUCAAGUUGUAAGAGGCACUUGAUUUGAUUAUCCAACAGAGGAUAAAAUGGAAACUGAUUGAUAUGAGUAUGAAAACAAAGUGAAGGACCUCAGAUCUUAGGAACAUUUUGUUUUCCUAUUGUUUCUUUUAUUUACUGACUCUAGUGCAUGGUGACUAAUUGAGGUUCCAGUUCCUGCUUUAAUGCUUGUGAUUUUUGGUGUCCAUACAACUUAACACAGGAUUGUUGCUUCAUGAACCUUAAGGACUUUGGUUUUUUCAUUCAUCAGAAAAUGAACACAAAGGGAAUAUCUGGUUACUGUGAACUCUAAUCCCUAAAAGACAGCUCAGUAUGACUUUAACAAUAGCCAAAAGUGUUUUGGAGUAUCGGUAAUGCUUUUGGGGGGGGGGGCAAGGGAUAUUUGUGAGGACAAGCUGUAGACAGAGAGUGUUAUAUGAACUGAGUGUCUAGGGAAGGGUUUCCAGUAAGGGGCUUGAGUUUCAUAACAGAUUAUUUAAGACCAUCUCCCUUAAAGUAACUCACAGUUUAGAGUUUUCUCUUUUUAAAAGAUGUUUUCAUGCUGAAUCAAAAGUUUACUUCUGAGUGAUAGGUAGGACAGAACCCUAAUUCUGCCCGUCUUGACACACUGAUGAAGUCCACUUUUAGUCUCACGGCAAUAAAGCUAUUCUGUGUGCGCCUUCUUUAGGCGAGGUAGGCAUUGACUUCCCACCCUUGACGUCUCUUCAGCGUUUUUAACCCACAGCCCUUCCUGAUUAUAGUGUGAUGGGUGUUAAUGCCAAAUUCAGCUUCUAAAGGGCAUGCAUGAUAUGGCCACAUCUGCCUUGUGCUUGUGUUGGAAACAAAAUGGGAAGGGGACAGUGAGGAACCCCAUGAGCCCUUGCAGCUGCCUUGUGCUUCAUUAUCCAUCUCUGACCUGAAAUCUUAGUGUCUCCUGGACAGUGGAAAUAGUCACAGGGCUUUGGAUCUAGCCUUGACUAAUCUCUGUGGGUUUUGCUUGAAGACAAAGAAUUCUCAUGUGGGUCCUUUGUGUACUAAGAUUAACAUGUGCUUUAAAACUCUAUUUAAGAAGGUAAAUGAAAACUUGCAUAUAUAUGGAUAUUCUAACCCAUUUAAAGUGUUAAAGGUUAUGUAGAUCAAGCUUCAAGAGAGAAAACCCAGUGUUGAAUAACAGUGUUUGAGAUGAUUCUAUAUGGAAUCACAGCAAUUCUUGUAUCUCAAUUCUAAAAGAAAUACCUGUAUUUUGGAUGUGUCUUAGCCCCCUCCCUACAUUGAGACAUUUAAUAAUUACCAAGUUCCAUUUGGGAAGCUAAAGUUAUAGUCCCAAUACAACUGCAGAUGCAGGAUAUUUGAUGUGGGUGGACAGAAGUCACUAGGGUUCAUGUCACCUACUAAAUGCUAAGUUCUUAAUACUUUCUAAAUGAAAGGAAAAUGGAAAAUAAAAGCCCCUUUCCUUUCAAAAUACACUUUCAAAUUACCAUUACUCAAGGACCUACCUGUACCUUAUUUUAAAAAUGAAACAUUUACUGAUGAAGUUCAGAAUUUUGGUUACAAUUUGGUGGGAGUGGGGAAUAAAUUCUCAAAAAAAAGCAGUGUUGUAAAAAUAUGAAGACAUUUCAGUGAUGCACUUUUGAAAAACAACCUGAGUAUUCAGGCAGAUUUUGUUUGUAUUUGUCGUCAAUAUUUAAAGUCUCAGGAAAUUUAGGCUCAGUCUAAAACACUGGGGAGCAAAUACUACUAGACAAAAAACAUUUGGAUAACUUAAGGUAUCAGCAUAGAAUACAUCUAACCAGGAAAUUAAGGGGCUAAGAAAGAGCCUAUAUCAUCAAUGCCCCCCUGAAACAUGAAUGCAUUGAGUUCUAUUUAUGGUAGAUAGAGGGUCUCGAUAUGCCUCUGCAUGGGUGUCCAUGUGAAGAUGUUGAGGUAGUGUUUGUUACUUGGAAGCUCAUCUAAGUGAAUGUGUGGGUCAAGCACAGCAUGUGACUUGUUUCUAAAUCUACAGAGUGGAAAAAGGAAAAAACAGGAUGAUUUCCAACCCUUGGCCUUACCCUAAACCCGACCCCAAAACUGCUAGGGGAUUCAAAAGUGAAUGAGGUAAGGAAUGAAAGAACAAGAGGCAACUUCUCAAUAAUGUGCAUGCCACUUGUGUAGAUGUACAGAACUAUAUACGUGUGAAUAUAUCUUCCACCUACAUACACACACAUACUGCAGUCACACGGCAUAAAAAACACAUACUGUUUCUGGAUCGGUAAUGUCAGCUAGGACCCUGAGCAGUAAUCAUAGCCUUAUUGCCACUUUUUUGGGUUGCGUAUACAUUGAAUGGCUCAUAAGAUUUUAAGAGAUUUUUUUUAAUGUAAGUAUUUCUACUAAAAUGCACUUAUCCUUCUACAUGUUUAUAUAUUUUGGUAAAAUUGAUUUAUUAGAUACUUGGUAUUUUAGUAAGAUAAUAUUUCCUCAAACGUUCGGUUAAUGCUUUGAUGUCAAGAUCGCACAUUGCUGAGUUGAAGCUCAGAAAUUUACAUAGCUUUGGGCAUUUUCAACUGUGGACUGCAGUUUCCUUGGCUAAAAAUUGCACUGUGUUUUCUUGUGCGUUCAUUCACACUCUAGAAUGACAUCUUUGGUGGCUGUGAUGCUUAAGUCAUUAACUACUGGCUCUCUGAUGGCAGUGUUUCCAUCACAUAAUCAUCUUUACUUCUUUUGCUCGGUGACGGCAUGGUUAAGUCAUUGCCCUAUCUAACAAAAGUGGAUGUGAGCAUGAAUAUGUUGUUGGAAGGUGUGCACUUCUAUUUCUUUCAACUAUUUUUUCACACGGCCAGACUUUCUGUUGCAGGUUCAAUCUUUCAUUCCUAGAAGAACAAUUGGCCACAAAUAAUUAAAUCACUUUAAAAAGUGGGAAGUAAGCAGCUAGAUAACACCUCCUAACAACAUCAGAUUUAGAUAGUGCUUAGUGACACCACUUAAAUAUAUAUGUAUAUGUUCUCCUUAAUAUUAUUUAUCGUCGUCACUACUGCUUUUGUAAUUUUAAUGGUAUUGCAUUUAAACCACUAGUACAACUACUACAUAUCACUAACAUAACUGGCCAGCUGGACAAAAAAAAAAAAAGAGAAUGAAUUAUUCCAUUGUAAGAAGUUGAUUUAUUUUAAUCUUUCGUUAUCACUAAAGGGAAAAAGUUGUUUGAAAAUAAUUUUAAGUCCAAUAAGUACGGAUAGCAUGUUACCUGAAACUUUUAAUUUGUACAUUUUUGUGUCUGUUCAUUUGCAUGGAAGAGACAAUAGUGCCACGUCUGAAUUGUUCUCUUGUGCUUGGUUAUAAAAUGUAUUUCCCUAGAUUGUUCCAUUUCAAAUGACACUUCUUAUUCUUUGGUUUUCAGAGGCAUUCAAAGCAAAUUAUCACAGUGGUCCUUUGUUUCCAACUAAUCUAAAAAUACCUGUGAUUAAAUUUAAUUUGUUAGUGUAAAUAAAUUUCUUGCCAAUGAGUAUUACUGUUGUUAGACAACGAAUGCAAUAAAAAGAGAAAUACUAAGA
This is a messenger RNA of Talpa occidentalis (Iberian mole), 10490 nucleotides long. It is a transcript of the gene PPP1R9A, whose product is annotated as protein phosphatase 1 regulatory subunit 9A. Gene Ontology annotation, biological process: calcium-mediated signaling; neuron projection development; actin filament organization. Gene Ontology annotation, cellular component: actin cytoskeleton; cytoplasm; dendrite. Gene Ontology annotation, molecular function: actin filament binding. The record is from RefSeq and is a predicted model, not a curated record. The coding region runs from base 423 to 4469 and encodes 1348 amino acids. Lineage: Eukaryota; Metazoa; Chordata; Mammalia; Eulipotyphla; Talpidae. The transcript is spliced from 21 exons.